Carassius auratus (goldfish) is the source of this 1949-nucleotide messenger RNA. Its product is annotated as methylmalonic aciduria and homocystinuria type D homolog, mitochondrial-like. The coding region runs from base 154 to 1086 and encodes 310 amino acids. Gene Ontology annotation, biological process: cobalamin metabolic process. Gene Ontology annotation, cellular component: mitochondrion. The record is from RefSeq and is a predicted model, not a curated record. Lineage: Eukaryota; Metazoa; Chordata; Actinopteri; Cypriniformes; Cyprinidae. The transcript has 9 exons.
UUUACAAGCUGCCGUUGUUACGUACUCAAACGUUAAACAAGGCUAGCUUUUAGCAAGCAAACAGCCUAACGUCAAUUUCACAAAAUUCAGCGCAUUUACUGGGCUGUUUAGCUCUUCUCUAAACAAAGUUUUGGACAUAUUUUGCAAUCAUCCAUGUUUUCUUGUGAGGUGAACUGUAAACAGGAGAAGCCCAACAGGAUGACCAGUGUGCUCUGCAGCAGAGCUCGGCUGGUGACGUACCUGCCAGGGCUUCACGUUCUAGUUCAUCGUGUUGCUGGAGCCAGGACUUUCUCUGGUGCGUCCUGUUCAGAUGAGACACACCUUCACAGCAGUACCCCUGACACUGCACAAAGAACAGUGUGGCCGGACGAGACCAUGGGCCCGUUCGGACCUCAGGAUAAACAUUUCCAGUUGGCGGGUAACAUGGGUUUUGACUGUCAUUUGGAGGGUGCAGUGGAGCAGAGGACCUCAGCGAUGGAUGACGUGAUGCCAGACGUGCUCACUGCUCAGUCCAGCAGCGAGAGGCACGGCUUCAUCGUAGCCCAGUUCAUCAGUGAGCUUCAUGAAAGUGAUAAAACAUCCGCAGAACAGAACCUGGAUAAAGCAGAGCACUUCUUCGAUCAUUCCAGCGUGGAGUGUGCCAUUCAGUCUUGCCCGGAAUCGUUAAAGAAAGAUUUAAAGUCCAUGUUCCCUGAGGCCCCGUCGACUGCCAUGAUGGUGGUCACAGUGACUCAGAAAACACAGAACGACAUGACGGCCUGGACUGAGCAAGUGGACCAGGAGAGAGAAGAGCUGCUCGAUAAAUUCGUUGCAGGGGCAAAGGAGAUAUGCCAUGCUCUCCGAACAGAAGGAUUCUGGGCUGAUUUCAUUGACCCGUCGUCUGGACUUGCAUUCUUUGGUCCAUACACAAACAACACGCUCUUUGAAACGGAUGAAAGGUAUCGCCAUUUAGGUUUUCGGAUCGAGGACCUGGGCUGCUGUAAAGUGAUUCGGCAUGUCUUGUGGGGGACGCACGUUUUUGUGGGCACACUUUUCACCACAGCGCCUCCCGACAGCCAGAUCAUGAAGAAGCUGCAAGGGAACUAAAGUGAAUUAGUUAAAGAUGCUAAGUCAGAACACUAUUCAUUUCAACACCAAACCUCAACUUUGAGAUGGUUAGCACAUUUAAAACAUGCUUACAUCCCAUAAUACACUUAGAGAAGUUGCCUAGUGGCUGCUGCUGGAAAUUUGUAUUUAUUUUUGUAGAUCGAGAAACACUCUUGGUGUGACUUUUAUUUUUACUACAAAGGGAAGUUCUGUGUCACAUGUCCAGCAUCUUUCAGUCGCUCUCUUCCUCUGUGUUGCCCCUCUUCUACUACAGACCUCAAAGGAACUAAAAUGUGACCGCUAAAAUGUUCACACCAUUGCUCCAUUUAAAUGUGUAUUUAGUAUUUUGUCAAUACGUUAUAUUUACAAAGUUUCAGUAGUGAUUAAAAGCAGUAUUGUCUGAUUUCUUCAUAGCUUCACAAUAGGCACAAUAAAGAAUUAAGAGUAUAACUUGCUGUUAUGUUGACUUAUUGUUUGUGUGACCAGUUUGGACCUGAUGACCUUCACAACCAUCCCAUAAUCUGAAUGGUUGAGCUACCGAGAUAUAAAGCCUUCAUCACUCACUAGUGACAUGCAUUUAAAGUAACUAGUAAAUGUGACUAGAGUUGGACUGAUAAUUGGGUUGACAGAUUUUUUUAUACUCUAUUAAAGUAAAAAAAUAUAUAUACUGACCCUAAAUUGUUUUACUGUAGUAUGCGUGUAAAUAUAAGUAGAUGCAUCUUAUGUUUUAUUUUUAUGGGUGUAGGCUGCUGAUAAUCACCAAAAAACAAAAAAACAACAACGAUGAGUUCUGUGCAUACUAUAACUUUCUGUAACUAUACUAUAAAUGUAGUAGUGUCAAUAAAAAGGUUCAGUGAAUUAUC